CUCAUUUUUUAUAUUUAUUAUUAUUAGUAUAUAGUCAUUUACUUUUGGUGAUAUGCACAAAGAUAUAUUGAAAAUAGUUCUUAUAGGUGAUGGAGGGACUGGUAAGACAAGUUUACGAAAUCAGUAUAUUCAUAAGCGAUUUACCAAUGCAUACAAGGCAACUAUUGGAGCCGACUUUAUCACAAAAGAAGUAGUUCGUCAAGAUGGCAAGAAAGUCAUGAUGCAAAUCUGGGAUACAGCAGGUCAAGAAAGAUUUGCUUCAUUAGGGGUUGCGUAUUACCGAGGAGCUGAUGCUUGUGUACUUGUUUAUGAUGUCAACAACUUUUUAUCUUUUCAACAUAUUGGACAUUGGCGUGAUGAAUUCUUGAAACAAUCGUCUUUACCACAAGAAGAAGCAGCUCAUUUUCCGAUGAUGAUGAUUGGGAAUAAAAUUGAUUUGGAUGAUCGGGUGGUAUCUCGUCGACAAGCCAAGGCAUGGGCAGAGGAACAUUCUUCAGAUCAUAUGCAAAUUGCUUGUUUUGAAGCCAGUGCAAAGGAUGGUACUAAUGUGGAAAAAGCUUUUCGUCAUUUGGCUCAUAUGGUUAAGAUCCCUCAAUUAGAAUUGGAUAUGAAUAAUGGUGAUAAUAAUAAUUUAGAAUUGGAUAGUCCUCGUCGUCGAUCUUCUUUACGUUCAGGUGGUAAUCUUUGUUGCUAAUUAUCUCUCUCUUUUAUUAUUAUUUUAAGUUGUAUUAUAUUACUGUUAUUAUUAUUUAUCAUUUAUAAUUAUUUUAUUAUUAUUAUUAUUU
Halteromyces radiatus is the source of this 785-nucleotide messenger RNA. Its product is annotated as P-loop containing nucleoside triphosphate hydrolase protein. The transcript is spliced from 5 exons. Bases 53 to 694 code for a protein of 213 amino acids. NCBI's taxonomy places the organism in Eukaryota, Fungi, Mucoromycota, Mucoromycetes, Mucorales, Cunninghamellaceae. Gene Ontology annotation, biological process: regulation of vacuole fusion, non-autophagic. Gene Ontology annotation, cellular component: fungal-type vacuole membrane; phagocytic vesicle; late endosome. The record is from RefSeq and is a predicted model, not a curated record. Gene Ontology annotation, molecular function: GTPase activity; GTP binding.